Messenger RNA from Rhinocladiella mackenziei CBS 650.93, 540 nucleotides. RefSeq lists its product as uncharacterized. The transcript has 2 exons. Bases 1 to 540 code for a protein of 179 amino acids. NCBI's taxonomy places the organism in Eukaryota, Fungi, Ascomycota, Eurotiomycetes, Chaetothyriales, Herpotrichiellaceae. The record is from RefSeq and is a predicted model, not a curated record. Gene Ontology annotation, biological process: endosome organization. Gene Ontology annotation, cellular component: BLOC-1 complex.
AUGUCCGCGCCUCAGUCCGUCGCUGACUCUGUUUUGGGUUUAACUCAAUCCGAAUUACUUCUUUUUCGACAGCAGCAGCAAAUCCUAGCCCAACAAAGUCAUCAAGGCGGGAUGCGCGACCGCGGCCGAGGCACUAGCAGGCAGUCCCAACCCAGCUCUCGGGCGGCCAGCGCUGCCAGCAGUCAAGGAGUACCUGGACGGAUCAUGCUAGAUCCCCAUAGUUUGCAAACAUUAUCAUUGCAUCUGGAAAAUGUGCUGAGAAACAUCCAGCGCCGCAUAGGAGAACUUGAAGAUGCUACUGAACAAUCCGUCAGGAACUCUAAUAGUCGAGCCAGCGGUGCUAUGCAAGACGCGAACAGCGAGAUUACCAGGAUGCGACGUAUUUUGGCCGAAAUCGGGGCCCUUGAAGACGAGUUCGAGACGAUCAAGCGGAUCCGAGACAAGAUCAGACAAAUUAGAAAUAAUGUUGACGGGUUGAGUGACAGACUCGACCGCAGUCGUCCAAGUGGUCCGGGGCCUGGAGCACGCCCACGGCGCUAA